AUGGGAGCGUGGGCUGUGCUGUGUGGAGUCUCGUUGAUUUGUAUGCUGGACCUAGGUCAGCAGAGCCUGGUUGAGGAACCUAGUUGUGGCCCUGGCAGCUUCCAGCAUGGAACUGGCACCAACACACGAUGCUGCAGCCUGUGUGCUCCAGGCAAGGAGACCUGUCCUGAAGGAGACUGUAUAUGUGUCAUGCCGGAGUACCACUGUGAAGACCCUCAGUGCAAGACCUGCAAACACUAUCCCUGCCAACCAGGCCAGAAGGUGCAGCCUUAUGGGAAUAUUAAGUUUGGCUUCGAGUGUGUUGACUGUGCCAUGGGCACCUUCUCCGCAGGUCGUGAGGGCCACUGCAGACCUUGGGCCGACUGUGCCCAGUUUGGAUUUCUCACCAUGUUCCCUGGGAACAAGACUCACAAUGCUGUGUGCAUCCCGGAGCCACUGCCCACUGAGCAACAUGGCCAUUUGACUGUCAUCUUCCUGGCCAUGGCUGUGUGCAUUCUCUUCCUAACCACAGCCCAGCUCUGCCUACACAUAUGGCAGCUGAGGAGGCAGCAUAUGUGUCCCCGAGAGACCCAGCCACUCUUGGAGGUGCAGCCACCAGCUGAGGAUGCUUGCAGCUUUCAGUUCCCUGAGGAGGAGCGUGGGGAGCACAUGGAGGAAAAGAGUCGUCUGGGAGACCGGUGGCCAUGAGGGUUGUUCUUCCUCUGUACCCCAAGCCAGAUCCUCUAAGACUUGCCCAGACCUACCCUUGGUGAGAGCAAAGGCUCUACUGUGCAUUCUUCCCUGGGCCUGGCCCUGCUCCCCUCUAUGGCGGAAGUGGGUAUAAGGUGUUAAUGGUGGUAAAUUGCACCUGGGUGUAAAAAGAGUAGUGACUACAAUGGCCCUAUGGCAGCCAUCCUCUUUUGCCAGCUCUGUUGGAAUAGGGCCUUUAGGCUUUCCAAGAGCACUGAGUGUU
Messenger RNA from Onychomys torridus (southern grasshopper mouse), 952 nucleotides. It is a transcript of the gene Tnfrsf18, whose product is annotated as TNF receptor superfamily member 18. The record is from RefSeq and is a predicted model, not a curated record. The coding region runs from base 1 to 687 and encodes 228 amino acids. The transcript is spliced from 5 exons. Lineage: Eukaryota; Metazoa; Chordata; Mammalia; Rodentia; Cricetidae. Gene Ontology annotation, biological process: positive regulation of cell adhesion; negative regulation of apoptotic process. Gene Ontology annotation, cellular component: plasma membrane; external side of plasma membrane. Gene Ontology annotation, molecular function: tumor necrosis factor receptor activity.